This is a messenger RNA of Symbiodinium sp. CCMP2592, 1950 nucleotides long. NCBI's taxonomy places the organism in Eukaryota, Dinophyceae, Suessiales, Symbiodiniaceae. The record is from the annotation of a GenBank genome assembly.
AUGGGAAAGGGAAGUGCUCUUAAGGGCAAGAAAGGCAACGCAGCCAGCUGCGCGGGCAGCCCCGGUGACCAGUUGGUAUGUGUAUCGGAAGAAGUGCAGCCCCGACAUUAUGUGUAUGUCGGGAAAGCACCCCCGAACGAAGCCGUGGGUGCGACGAAGGGCACACCCACCAAAGGAUCCAAAGGAGCCAGCACGUGGAAUGCUGAAAAGGGCACAGGCAAGCCGGGGGGAAAAGCCGACAAAGGAAAGGGGUUGAAGGGAGGCAAACCCAGCGGUUCGUCUCCCUCAAGUGGCGGCGAUCAGUUUGAGACACCCACACCCAAGCGGCGCACCACCGAAUGCUUGGAGUCGGGCACACCGCCAACUAGGCCGAACCCGAACCCAUCCCCGACCACCUCACCGAACGACCCGAAGCUGACAGGCACGGGAACCCCCAAGGGCCACGGUUGCAACACCAAGGGAGCUUGGCAGAAAGGGGUCGUAGACCAGGGUGGUAAAGGCAAGCAGGGUGGAAAGACCGGCGCGAAGGGUGCCAAAGGUGCCGGCGUGGAUCCGAGUGCCGCUGAUCAGGGUGUCAAGGGUGCCUUGGACCAGACCGGCAAAGGCAAGACAGGUACCACGAAGGGUGCUGCGCAUCAGUCGGAUGGCAAAGGCUCGAAUGGUGCCACUGCCGCUGCCGAUGGCAGCGACAAUAGUUCGAUGGCGAGCAAUUGUAAGGGCAAGAUCGGCAAAGGCGCAGCCGGUCUGGAUCAGAAGGGCACCACGAAGGGUGCUGUGGAUCAGAGUACCAAAGGUGCUGUGGAUCAGGGUGUCAAGGGUGGCUUGGAUCAUAAAGGCAAAGGCAAGAAGGGUACCACGAAGGGUGCCGAUCAGUCGGGUGGCAAAAGCUCGAACGGUGCUGCUGCUGUGGAUCCGAGCAGAGAUGACACCUCCCUUGAUCAUGGUGCCGCUGUUGCCCCGGAUCAGACGUCUGGCAAGGGCACGAAGGGUAAGCCGACUUCCAAGGGCAAGACGGUUUGUGACCCGGUUGGCAAAGGCACGAAGGGCUCUGAUGGCAAGGGCGAGACGAAGAGUGCUCCGGUUGGAAAAGGCAAGAAGGGCUCUGAGGAUGGCAAGGGCAAGACGAAGUGUGCCCCGGUUGGCAAAGGCAAGAAGGGCUCUGAGGAUGGCAAGGGCAAGACGAAGUGUGCCCCGGUUGGCAAGGGCAAGAAGGGCUCUGAGAAUGGCAAGGGCAAGACAAAGUGUGCACCGGUUGGCGAGGGCAAUGAUGUUGCCACCGCAGAUCAGACUGGCCACGCGAGCGAGGUUGGCAAAAGACCGGUCGAGAAUGAGGAAGAUGUCGAUCGGAGAGUUCGUCGUCGUGUGUCAAUCCUCCGAAUGGACACUGGCAUCUCGACUAUGUCUGAUGGCAACGGGCCUGUGGAGAUGGAACCAUUGGCCACCAGCGUGGAUCUCCAGAGAAUUCCAGACGCGGCCUACGGAAAGGGCUCGUGGCCCAAUGGGUUCGAAUUCCUCAAGGCUUUCCUCCUCGACCGAGAGAACCUCGCUUCCAUCACCGUGGAGCCCUACUACGAAGAGCUAUCGGAGACAAAAGACAAGGAAACCUUCACGGAGCUUCCUCUCUGCCUCAUCAAAGAGAAGUACGAGCACUUGCCAGGAGGUCAGACCGGAAAGAAGCAUCCCCAGUCCGACUCGGAGAAUAUGAUGAUCUACAAGGUGUUCGACUCCAUCAAAACUUCGAGUUCCAAUAUCAAUCGAUGUGGCAACCGCACGAGUGCCACCAUGACGGCCUCCAACAACAAGGCCGAACGAACUGCGAUCGCCGAGGUGCUCCAGGCAAAGGCCGCGAGCAUGACGAAGCCCAGCACAGCCUUAGGGUCGAAAGGGAACAAGGGCAAAGGAAAAGGCAAGAAGGGCAAAGGCAAGAAGGACCGAUUCGAUCGGAUUUGA